Molecule: messenger RNA, 1407 nt
Organism: Vanessa atalanta (red admiral)
Lineage: Eukaryota; Metazoa; Arthropoda; Insecta; Lepidoptera; Nymphalidae
Product: cytochrome b-c1 complex subunit 1, mitochondrial-like
Exons: 1
Coding region: 1-1407 (468 amino acids)
Cellular component (GO): mitochondrion
Molecular function (GO): metal ion binding; metalloendopeptidase activity
Source: RefSeq, a predicted model, not a curated record
AUGAUUCGAUGUUACAAAAUACUUAAAAAUAUUCGAAUUCCGUGUAUUACAUGUGACCGUAAGAAUUACACCUAUUUACGUUUUUUAAAUGAGUUACCAAGAACAAAAUGUUCCGUGCUAUCUAAUGGUCUAACUGUCGCCACGGAAGAACGACAGUGCAACAAUGUGUGUAUGGGAAUUUAUAUAGACGCUGGAUCAAGGUAUGAAAAUGAAACUCUAAAUGGUAUUACACAUUUUUUUGAACACAUUGCAUUUAAAGGCAGCAAGAAAAGGCCAAAGACAGUUUUAGAAAGUGAAAUAUCAAAGACUGGGGCAAAAUUUAAAUGUUUUACAACUCGAGACACCACCGCUUACUACGUGGAAUGCCUCUCAUCGGAAAUAAACCUCGUCGCUGAUAUUUUGUUUGAUUGCAUCUUUAACAAUGCAUUAACGGAUUCUGAAAUUGAAUUUCAAAAACACAUUGUAUACAAAGAAAUGUUAGAAUACGACAGAUCUUCUGUUAAAGUUUUAUAUGACUAUUUGCACUCAACCGCCUUUCAGGGUACUCCAUUAGGCCAAACUGUAAUGGGUCCUAGUUACAAUCUUUAUAAUAUUAAAUCGAAGCCAAUUUCGGAUUACAUAAACAAACUGUUCAUAGCAGAGAGAAUUGUGCUCGUAGCAGUCGGAGGAGUCAAACAUACAUUGAUGUUAAACUUAGGAGAACAUUACUUCUCCAAAACAGAGUCUGAAUCGGCGAAAUGUAAAAAACCUAUCACGAUGGGUCCAAAUAGAUAUACAGGGUCUCAAGUAGUAUAUAGAGACGAUUCAAUGAAUAUUGCACAUGUUGCCAUCGCUGUGGAAGGCCCUUCUUUUGAAGACGAUGAUAAAAUUGUAAUGGAACUUGCUUCGUCGGUAUUAGGUGGUUGGGAUAAAUCACAACCGGGCGGUACUAAUCACGGAAUGAACAUCGCUCAUGUUGCUUCAUCUGGCAACCUUUGCGAAUCUUACAAAACAUUCGCCUAUUAUUAUCAGGAUGUUGGACUUUGGGGUGUAGAAUUCAUUUCAUCAAGAGAAGAAGUGGAUAAUAUGCUUUUAACAGUACAGGAGGAAUGGAUGCGACUGUGCUAUAUGAUAACCGAUAGCGAGUUAAUAAGAGCUAAAAACGAAAUGAAAUCUGAAUUAAUCAGACAACUACAAACUGCGAUUGGAGCUUGCCACGAUAUUGGCUUUAGUAUUCUUCGUACGGGUCGUCGAAUUGACCUUCAGGAAAGAAUUAAUAUUAUUGAUAAAAUAACAGCGAAUGAUUUACAAAAUGUUUGUAAUGUCUAUAUUUACGAUAGGUGCCCGGUUGUCGCGGGUAUAGGAUCCACUGAAAAUUUACUUUCGUACUCGCGCAUUAGAAGUUAUAUGUAUUGGGUGCGAGUAUGA